This is a messenger RNA of Rhinichthys klamathensis goyatoka, 1433 nucleotides long. RefSeq lists its product as uncharacterized. The transcript has 2 exons. Gene Ontology annotation, biological process: activation of protein kinase activity; positive regulation of cyclin-dependent protein serine/threonine kinase activity; brain development. The record is from RefSeq and is a predicted model, not a curated record. The coding region runs from base 332 to 1276 and encodes 314 amino acids. Gene Ontology annotation, cellular component: protein kinase 5 complex; cytoplasm. Gene Ontology annotation, molecular function: protein kinase binding; cyclin-dependent protein serine/threonine kinase activator activity. Lineage: Eukaryota; Metazoa; Chordata; Actinopteri; Cypriniformes; Leuciscidae.
UGAACCUGAACGACUUUGUUUCUAACUCGAGCGUUGGACGCGCUUAAGUUUACUAUGUUGUCAGAUUCAGGUUUAAUUGCGCGACGGAAGGAUUUAAUGCAAACAUUAAUGCAGUAAGCGCGUGUGCGGCGCGUUUCAGCGCGUGCGUGUGAUGUGCAGGACGCAGUCAAGACGCUGAUGCGAUCCACUGAUGUCCUCCGAACAGGAACUCAUCCGUGCCCUUCACCAGCCAAGUCUUGACCUUCCAGCAUUCAAACAGUGAGGCACAAGCACUUUAUUUUUGAGCCACAUUAACCCACACUGCUGGUCGCUUCACCACCUCAGUGGACUCAUGGGUACCGUACUAUCCCUCUCGCCGGGUACUCGAAAACCUGGUUAUUAUGACGACCGGCCCGGUUCUCUAAGCCAUUACCCAAGCCUGAGCAGCCGCUCGCUGAACACUCAAAAGGACCGCAACCUCAAACGCCAUUCCAUUUUCCUCCCCGCUCUCACCUGGAAACGACUGGUGGCCUCCACCAAGAAGCGGGGUGAGUCCAAAAAAGCCUAUCCUGGAGGUCAUGGCGCCGUUGGGGCUCCUCUCAACAACAAUAACAUCUACCAAAAGGAUCCGGUCUUGCACCUAAACCACGAAAAUGUGAAAAAGUCUCUCUCCUGCGCCAAUCUCGCUAGCUAUGAGGGUCCAGCGGGUCUAGGCCUGGGCUUGGGUUACGGAAAACCGCAGCAGAUUUCCUCUGUUAAGAAGAAUUCGCCUACAUGCACUUCCACACCCAAGCGUGUGAUCGUCCAGGCCUCGACUAGUGAGCUGCUUCGCUGCCUGGGCGAGUUUCUGUGUGGCCGCUGCUAUCGGCUCAAGCACCUUUCCCCCGCAGAUCCGGUUCUGUGGCUGCGGGCUGUGGACCGCUCACUCUUGCUCCAGGGCUGGCAGGACCAGGCCUUUGUGACCCCAGCCAACGUGGUGUUUGUGUACAUGCUGUGCCGUGACGUGGUGGAUGGCGACGUGGUGUCUUCAGAGCAUGAGCUCCAAGCAAUUCUACUAACCUGUCUGUACCUGUCCUACUCCUACAUGGGGAACGAGAUCUCAUACCCGCUCAAGCCCUUCCUGGUGGAGGCGGGUAAAGAGGCAUUCUGGGACCGUUGUCUGGCCAUUAUCGACGUCACCAGUGCCAAGAUGCUGCGCAUCAACGCAGACCCGCAUUUCUUCACGCAGAUCUUUGCCGACCUGAAGAGCGAAGGAGGUUGCGCUUUGCAGGACUACGCUAGAGUUCUGGAUUGGUGAAAAGAGGACCUAACAGAUUUUCUCUGCGAAAGUGACACCGUCAGCAUCCCUCACCUUCAUUCUGGCCCCCAUAUGCCUUGUCACAAAACAGUGGGACUUUUAUGAGUCUCCCUUUUACUGAGAAUUCUGCAAGAAACAGAAAGAUGCAACAUAUUCC